This is a messenger RNA of Somion occarium, 1361 nucleotides long. The record is from the annotation of a GenBank genome assembly. NCBI's taxonomy places the organism in Eukaryota, Fungi, Basidiomycota, Agaricomycetes, Polyporales, Cerrenaceae.
UUCAUCUUCUGAUGAGUCUCCCAUCCGUUUACACCAUUCAACGGCAUGACAACUUACAAUAAAUCUAAGGCACUGUCUAGCCAUGACAUCGCCACAGUAACUAUUGCUGGAUGUUUCAACAACUUCCUGGAUGGCUCUCAACCCAACCUUACUCUGCGAAGGGGCACUCCUUUUCCCAAUAAAGAAGACGUAGAGAGACCCACCGAAAGAUUUGAAAUAUUGAAGAUAUCGCCGGUAGCCUUGCGCCCCACGGUCAAUGACUUGGAUCGUCCUUCCGGCGACAAGCUUCAUGCCCACUUGUUGCUCGGAGAAACACCUAUCGCACAAGGCGAAUUUGGCAUCAUCUUGGAGGCCAACAUAGACUUCUCAUCUUCUAGUCCUGAGCUUGCUCGAAUGAAGUUCCCGCCUCUCGUCGCGAAGGUCUGCCGGCCAAGGAAAUACUACAAGAUCCCGAGAGAAGCGUUCUACUAUGAGUACUUGGAGUCUUUGCAAGGCUCUGUCAUCCCUCGCUACUAUGGUCUAUUCCAGGUGACCAUUCCUGAGGGAGUCGCCUUCAAAUACUGGCCUGUGGAGAAAUCCCGCAUAGAUAGUUUUGAGCUGGAAACCUAUUGCGAAGAUUCGGACGAUGAGGAUCAUAUUGCAUAUCCACGUCUGCUGACGCUACUGCUCUUGGAACUCCUCGGGGACCCUCCCUCGCACCGAACUACAAUGGACGCUCUGGAGAGUCUGAAAUCGCAAGCAUUCGACAUGUUCUCUGAACUAUCCCAUUUCCGCAUUAAGCACGGUAACAUCCAUGCUCAUAAUAUCGUUAUGGCAGCACCUCGUCUGCCGGACUUUCCAAACUUACCGUCCCCACGUCAUCAGAGGACGUACGAUUGGCGACUGAUUGAUUUCAGCCUCGCACGUAAGACCGACAUCCCUGAAUAUGUUAUGCUGAUCGAGGCCAGAGAAUGUUUGGACAGUUGGUUGGAUGACGUCGAGAUGGACAUCAGGAUUGCAUCCACAAAGGAGUAAGAGACAGUCGGAUUCAAAUUUUCUAUGCCUCAUUCACGAAGUCGAUAUAUGAAUUGCGGGAUUGCCCAUUCCGAGUGAGAAUCAAAGGUCUCUUAGGGACGGUAUACGUUAUCUGGGCAAUGUCGCAGUUUGUCUAAUAGCUCGUCGCAACUGCGAAAGUAGUUUCGGCACAAUGUUGUUAGGUCGUACGCCGUGACCAUCACACUGGCAACGAAUCGAAUCGAUCAAAAAUGAUUUGAGGAGUUGACCAUUGGAACUUCAUUCUCCAACCAGACGUCAAUUACACCACCUUCAGUGCAAGCAUGAUCUUCUCAUAGAUAGUAAACACGAUUCCUCCACUCAGCUGU